Blastomyces dermatitidis ER-3 is the source of this 3099-nucleotide messenger RNA. RefSeq lists its product as uncharacterized. The transcript is spliced from 5 exons. Bases 195 to 2132 code for a protein of 645 amino acids. Gene Ontology annotation, molecular function: RNA binding. NCBI's taxonomy places the organism in Eukaryota, Fungi, Ascomycota, Eurotiomycetes, Onygenales, Ajellomycetaceae. The record is from RefSeq and is a predicted model, not a curated record.
CAAGCCGCGGCUCUUCCAACCACACCUCCUCCUUGCUCUUGAGCCCGUUUAAAUUCUCUCAAUAUCAACACAGCGUCCACCUCGCCUGCUAUCAUCUCCAAGCUAACUGUAGCUGAAGCUUGGGUACUUUAUAUACGAGGAUUAUCCAACUUAUUCAAUAUAUUUGACGCUUGAAACUUCGCGACAGCAUCAUCAUGACUGAACCAGAAGAUCUCGAGGAAGAUCUCUUUGCUGAUCUUUACGAUGCAGAUGACAGCGCGCAGCGCGCAGCUCCCCCAGCUGCUACGCCAAGUUUUCCAGAACCCCAGCCGCCACCGCAAACUGAAACGAACACGUCCACGGCACAGCAACCAACUAGCGACAAUAACCAAAGCCAUCAUAUAGAAAUUCAGUCGGAGCAGCAGCAUUUGAUGAAUGGCGACCAACGAAAUGGUGCUAAUGAACCGACGCAGAUGACACAGGAAAGUGAUCAUAUUCAAAGCCAUGUAGAGUCAGGAAGUCAUGGGAGUCAUGGAACCGGUAUUAAAGAAGAUGGCAAAAUGUUUAUCGGGGGGUUGAACUGGGAGACAACUGACCAAUCACUCAAAGACUACUUUUCCCAGUUCGGAGAAGUUCAAGAAUGCACUGUAAUGCGUGACGGCGCCACCGGACGCUCAAGGGGAUUCGGCUUCCUCACUUUCAAAGAUCCCAAGACUGUGAACACUGUGAUGGUGAAAGAACAUUAUCUGGAUGGUAAAAUUAUCGACCCGAAACGCGCCAUUCCUAGAGAUGAACAGGAGAGGACAAGUAAAAUAUUUGUCGGUGGAGUUAGCCAAGAAGCAACAGAGCAAGACUUUAAACAGUUUUUUAUGCAGUUUGGUCGCGUCGUGGAUGCCACUCUCAUGAUCGAUAAGGAUAGCGGCCGGCCUCGAGGGUUCGGGUUCGUAACCUUUGACAGCGAGGCAGCUGUUGAAGCGACCCUAUCUGGCCCGCUAGAAAUCCUCGGGAAACCGAUCGAGGUCAAGAAGGCGCAGCCGCGCGGGAAUAUGCGGGACGAUGACGACCGAGGCAGGGGUUCGCGCCGCGGCAUGAGAGAUCAACAGGAUCGUUAUGGUAGGGACAAUGAUCGCUCUGCUGGUCAGGAGAAUUCGCAACAACAAAACACCCAGAGUCAAGGAGGCUUGACAAGUGGCAUGAGCCCGCAAAUGAUGGCACAAUACUGGCAGCGUAUGCAACAGUAUUUCGCCCUAAUGCAGCAACAAAUGGCUGCUGCCGCCGCUCAGGGCCAACCUGCUGGAGGCGCAAUGGGGAUGGCGGGUAUGAAUCCGGCGAUGUUACAACAGAUGAGCGCGAUGGGUGGUAUGAGCGGAGGAGCACCUCAGGGAGCGAUGAGUCCUGGAUCUCAAGUCCCCGGUGCCCAAGUGAUGCAAGGCAUGAUGAAUCCAGCCAUGAUGCAGCAGAUGCAGCAUAUGCAACAGAUUCAGAACCAGGGCCAGGGCCCGGGUCCGGGUGGAUCUGGAUUUGGAGCAGGCGGAAUGGGAGGACAGAUGAACAAUGCCAUGGCCGCUGGACCCGGUCCAGGUCCUGGUAUGGGCGGAAAUAUGGGAGGCGCAGGCGUUGGUGGGAGUGUAGGAGGACCGCCACCGGGUGGAAUGGCGGGCGGCGGCGGUCCCAAUAUGGGUAUGAGCGGCCCGGGUGGCAGCUUUUCCGGCCCAAGAGGCGGCCCUGGGUACAAUGCUCAGGAGCAAAUUGCUUUUGAGCAGCAAAAGUACGAACAGCAACAAGCACGCAGAGCCAUCGAGUCAUCUCGAGGAUUUGCUCCGUACCAACAAGGUGGUCCUACUUCCUGGGAAGGAAUGUACGAUGACGUCCCGCAGCCAAAUAUCCCAACUGGUCCACAGAGCGGCGGUAGCAUGGGCCGGGGAGGUGGAGGAGGUAUGGGCCGUGGAAUGUCACCAAGCCACGGUAUGCCACCACAGCAUGGUGGUGCUCGGCCAUCUCCUGGUAGCAACAAAAGCAUAACACCACAGCCACAAAGCGCGCCGCCAGCGAAUGCACCUACCGGGCCGCGAAACGCGGGGAAACCAGGGGCGAACUACCGUGGCGGAGGCCGGGGUGCUCAUCGGGGAUUCCAUCCUUAUGCUCGCACUUGAAACGAAUAGGAUACUGAGAACUGGAUUAGUUGGCUUAAAAAAUCAAAGGGAUAUACGCUGAUAGAUAUGGGUGACUUUUUUCCAAACGAACGAGUCGGGUUUAUUUUUAUUGUUAAAAUAAUUACACCGGAUUCGUCUAUCAACGUGUCGAUUACGCCUUUAAGACUCAACGAGAGUUCCCUUUCAUCCACAAAACGAGCUCUCCUCUCUACUUGGUGAUCAUUCUAUAGGUGCGCUUGGUGGCCCUCAUACUUCGAAAACACGGCCAAAUCAAUACAACUCUUCAAAACGCGUGCUUUUCCGUCCUCUUAAUAAUCUCGACACGACCUCGUUUUGCUUUCUUAUCUCUGUUUACUCUACCUUUCCUUGCUUCUUGUUUUACGGACGGCGUCAAAACAUUUCUUCCUUUUUUGUACCUUUUUCGCCCCUUCAUAAGUUGUCGUCAACCCAGAGUUCAUGUUCCUCUUCUUUUCGUUUUGAUCGCGCUACCGCUACAAAACCCAUUUCCAAUGCUCCACGUAAAUAACAAAUUUUGUUCCAAUUUUUAUCACGUGUUGUUCAUUUGAUUAUCCGACUCUAAUCGUCCUAAUCGUCAUUUGGCUUUUGAAAUAAUUUCCUCGCUUAUUCUUCUCCGAAGUGAUUUGAGUCUGUCUUAAUUCUCUCCUUCUUGAGGUGUAUUGUAAUAUAACAAUUUAAAACAAAAUAAGGGCACAAAGAGGGAAAAAAAAGAAAAAAAGCGAAGCAACCAUUUUCCCAAGUCCAAUUGUAGUCUUUCGCCAGGGUAGAUAUGCUCACUUACUAUGGAUAUGUAGAAGCGAGAAGUAUUUUGUGUUCUUAUUGAUACAUAUCAAAUUGCUGGGUGCAUGUGUGAAGUACAGUGGCAGAACAGCUUGACAGGUUUUUUUCUCCCCUGAGGCCACACGACAGAUAUAUCAAAUAUGAGGCGUUGGCGGAAGCUAGAGAAAAG